CCGGGCCCUCCUCCCGCCGCCGCGGGGCCGGGGCGCUCGGCAGCGCCGGCGAGGGCGAACGCGUGCCGCCGUGCCCUCCCUCCCCAGGGAGGCGGCUGGACGGGGGAGAGCGGCCCGUGGCCACGGUCCAGACACCCUAGGGCACUUGAUUUUGUUUUAAUUACUAAGCCACAAAGACUGCAAACAUGUCUCUGGAAGACAUCCACAUGAGCACUCAGGAUCUGUGUGAAGAACAACAAUUAGAUGCCGGAGGAUUUGGAACUAUUUCUUUAUGCUUUCACAAGAAACAUGGAUAUGUAGUAUUGAAGAAAGUGUAUACAGGACCCCAGCGCACUGAAUACAAUGCUUCCCUCCUUGAAGAAGGCAAGAUUAUGCACAGACUGCAGCAUGACCGUGUGGUAAAACUACUAGGUAUAAUUUUGGAAGAUGGAAACUACUCACUUGUGAUGGAGUAUGUGGACCGGGGGAACAUGAUGAAAGUUCUACAGAAACUCUCACUGCCUUUGUCAGUGAAAGGGCGUUUCGUGCUGGAGAUCACAGAAGGAAUGCUUUAUCUGCAUGAGCAAGGCUUCGUACACAAAGACCUAAAACCAGAAAACAUCCUUGUGGACACAGACUUCCACAUUAAGAUUGCAGAUCUUGGUGUUGCCUCCUUUAAGAACUGGAGUCGGUUGACCCAGGAAGAGACCGUCCGACAGAAGCAAAUGAAGAGCACUUGCCAGAACAACGCUGGGACUCUUUUCUAUAUGGCCCCAGAGCAUUUACGCUGCCUUAAUGUAAAACCUGUGGAGAAAUCAGAUGUUUACAGCUUUGGUAUAGUGAUCUGGGCAAUUUUUGCUAACAAAGAGCCGUAUGAACAUGGUAUAAACGAAGCCCACAUUUGCUUUGGCAUUAUAAAUGGAAACAGACCAGACAUAAAGGAGAUCACUGGUAAAUGUCCAGAGGAAGUCAUUGAGUUAAUGAAACAAUGCUGGGAGCAAGAGUCAGAGAAACGGCCAACGUUUGCAGAAAUUAGUCAAAGAUACAAACCAUUUUACUAUGAAAAUCUAGGAAAAAGUAUUGAAGAUGAUCUGAACAAGUUAAAAAAAAUGUGGCCCGAGUCAAACGAACUGCUGAGCAGGAUGCAGUCCCUUCAAAUAGAUGCUGCAGCGGAAGAUGCCAGUAAUGGUCAAGUAGAUCAGCCUAAUUCUCUACACAGCUCUCAAGGUCUCAUGACCAGUCAGGUUAAUGAAGCCCUGUUUGCUGCCUCCUCUGAGAACCAGCCUGUUGAGAGCUGUGAGACCUCAUUUACACCUCCUGAUAAUCUAGAAAGAAAACUUCAGCAUGAAUACAACUACCACGUAUUUGGGAGCCGGAUGGAUAAGGCAGUUCCACCUGUAGUAUACACUCCUGAAAUGAGAGAGAAAGAAAAGAGACGAAGAGUCUCCCAUGAUCCCUUUGUAAAGCCAUCUCCUGCUUCUCAAUGGAGUGAACCGCAUCAAAGAGCUGAAAAAGCAGGAUCAAACACUAAUCCAUAUCCUUGGCCACAGCUCACUGCAACAUUACCACAAUGGGGAAACACAGAUGCUUUUUAUAAACCAAACAGUCUUCCAACAGGACACACAGAGGAUCUCUAUGGAUUGUCUUCAGCCAAUACCUUUAGCUUAAGUAAACCUCCUGUUCCGGAAUCUGGCCUAAACCUACAGUCACAGACCAAUGUGAACUGGUAUCAAAAGAAUGCAGAUACAGAUCCAGGUAACAAGGAUUCCACUUUCACAAGGGGAACUUUUACCUAUUAUCCUAUUGCAUCCAGAGCAAGCACAGAAGAUUCAAUCAAAUACAACAUAAGUAACAGUUCUGGAAUUCAAAUUGGAUCCUACAAUCAGAUGAAGUUUGAAGACCACAAUCAACACCUCAGCACUUCUCCUGUUGCUACAGAAGCAAUCUAUAUGCAUUAUGAAGCAAUGGGUAUAUUUGACAAUUCUACUGUCCUGACUGAGAAACAUCUGAAUCUAGUGAGAGAAAAGUUGGCUAAACAGUGGAAACGCUGUGCUCGGAAACUGGGCUUCUGCGAUCCCGAGAUUGAUGAAAUUGAUCAUGACUAUGAACGAGAUGGACUAAAAGAAAAAGUUUACCAAAUGCUGCUCAAGUGGGUAAUGAGGGAAGGCUCCAAAGGUGCUACAGUUGGAAAGCUUGCCAAAGCCCUCUUCGGUUGCCAAAGACUGGAUCUCCUCACUAGUUUGAUGCAAAUCAAUGAGGAACAAGUUGACUGAGAACUGGGAGGAAAUUAGGGUAUUUUUUCCUAAAAGCCUUCCAAUAACAAGGAAUAAUUCCGAGUAUACUUUCUGGAGCUCUCCUUUUUACACAGACUUUUUGGAACACUUUUAUUCUGCCAAGUAGUUUUCAGUGAAUACCUCCAGUAAAUCAAAAAGUGAAUCCUCUGGAAGGCCGAUUGUCUUGAUUUAAAAUAAAAAAAAGCAUCUUCCUUCUGAUUAAAAUGAUUGUCUGAAGAUAACAACAACAUCCAAUACCAAUAUCAAUUCAUGGAAGAAUGCAUUAUGCAAAAUUUCUAGAUUCUAUCUUGAAACAUGUUGGUACCCUUGUACAGUUCUGAACAAAAGUAUGUCAUUUCAGCAAAGCUGAUAUUUCGGUAAUCAUAUGUGAAAGACUGACUCGCUCCUUGAAAAACUUGGACAGAAGACAAAAAUCACCUCUUACAUUUUGCCAAAAGUGCCAUUGCUUACAAAGGUAUCAUCUCAGAGUGCUCCAUGUCAAUACAAUAUUAUUUUUUAAAUCUUUUUACAAUGUUUGUUAACUACAGAUGUAUAGAAUUAUGCAAAACAGCAGUGAGAAUAAAAACAAAAAUGGUUUUUGGCUGAAAAA
Molecule: messenger RNA, 2862 nt
Organism: Colius striatus (speckled mousebird)
Lineage: Eukaryota; Metazoa; Chordata; Aves; Coliiformes; Coliidae
Gene: RIPK1
Product: receptor interacting serine/threonine kinase 1
Exons: 12
Coding region: 186-2252 (688 amino acids)
Biological process (GO): signal transduction; protein phosphorylation
Molecular function (GO): JUN kinase kinase kinase activity; protein binding; ATP binding
Source: RefSeq, a predicted model, not a curated record